UCACCCAUACACUAACUAGACUAUAACCUGCUUCAGACGACGCCCCAUAGCCCAUGAGAUUUGCAGCGAGAGCGGUGCCACCUACGUCGUGCGUCUUUCUCGCUCCAGAGGAAACCAUCGGGGUCUUAGUGUUAUUAUUAUUAUUAUUAUUAUUAUUAUUAUUAUUAUUAUUGGGCUGUGCGCGCGAGCAGCCCGCGGCAUCACCUCGGCAAUAACAGACGAGGUGCCAGUCAGAAGAAGAAGAAGAAGAAGAAGACGAAGAAGAAGAGGAGGAGGAGGAAGAAGUGAAGGAGGAGAGGAAGGGGUGACAGAGUAUUCUGAAUUGUCGCUCAGAAAUAAACAAGAAGACACCCUGUUUGGGAAGACGUCUGCGGCGGGAAGCGAACGGGAUCUGCUACUGAGAUGGCUGAGGUGUCACAAGAGGAGAGACUCCAGGCCAUCGCUGAGAAAAGGAAGAAGCAGACAGAGAUUGAAAACAAGAGGAGGCAGCUGGAUGAUGACCGACGGCAACUCCAACAUCUCAAGUCGAAGGCACUGAGGGAGCGCUGGUUGUUAGAUGGAGCUCCAGCGGAGGAGGAGACUCAGAAGCGUCUGCAGGAGGACGAGGUGAAGACCAAACUUCUGGAGCAGGUCAUCCUCAGGCUGGAGCAAGAGAUUGAAGAACUGGAGACAGGCGUACCAGCCAAUAAGGGUGUGGCCAAAGAAAAUGGAGGUGAAAAUGGAGUAGUGCAGACCUCUGGUCAGACCCCCAAGAGAGAGGUGACAGGGAUUGAAGCCAAGCUGCUGGGUCCCAGUCCUGACCAAGCUAGCGCAGACAACCCCGUCACCCUGGUGUUCAUGGGCUACAAAACCGUUGAAGAGGAGCAGGAGACCCGCACAGCCCUGGGAAUGGAAGGGGUAGACGGCAACGUUAAGGCUGAGUUUGUUGUGAUUGAGGAUGGGGAAGGGAAGGCGGGAGGAGAGGCGGCCACAGAAGAGCAGGCUCCACCCAACGGUAGCAUGGCAGAGAAAGAAAAGGCCAACGGAGGUGGGGAGGAGGCAGAGAAGGAAAAGGAGAAGAAACAGACCUGCAAAUGCUGCACGGUCAUGUGAGCUGUGUGUGUGUAAGCUGUGUGUCAGUGUGGAUGUGUGUGUGGAUGAGUACACAUCUGCACCUGUGCAGACGUGUGCCAUUGCAUGUGUCUGUAUUCGCAGAUGUAUGUAACUUUGUUUCUGUGUGUGUGUGAGUGUGUGCGUGUGUGUAGGUGUGUGUGUGUGUGUGUGUGUGUGUUUGUGUCAGGACUGGAAAAAAAACAAAAACCGAAAUACACGGCCAAUAUACCAACAAUGAGAGCCAAUACAAGCUCCAGCUACAACAACAAGAACCACAAAGACUCAUAAGUACAUUUUACUCUGUAUACUUUCUCUGAUAUGUAUUUGACUUUUGAUUUCUAUUGAUAUUUUUCUAUUUUUCUGUCUUGACAUUUAUAUUGUAUUCAGUAUGUAUAUCUUUAUUAUGGGACUGUGUACUGUAAGUUCAUUGUUAUUAUUGUUGGAAAAAAAGAAAAUGUAUUAGCUCUCUGGAUUGUACUGCUGCCCACUGGGGAAAAAUCUGGAAACUUUAAAUCAUUUAAGUCAAAACAGCAAACUAUGAAGGACACAGAUACUUAAAUAUAUAUAUUUCUCUGUGUAGGCCAACCAACUAUUUAUCAGUCAAUUUCAUAUUACAAUAUUGUCUAAGAUAUUAUUUUAAAUAGUAUUUUAAUAUAUUGAUAUGAAAUUAUGUUUUAUACAAUGUAUUUAUUGUUUUUGGUUCUCUAUAUCAUCUCCAACCAUUAACUGCAUGUAAGCUUGUAAGCACUACCAGAUUUGCAUUACAAUCAUUACAAGUGUCUGUGCUUUCUUAGACUCACAUGUGCUCAUAUCUUUAGUCACACAAGUCUUUCUAUCAGUAACAGUAAAUGUAAUUGGCAGUGUUAGAGAUAUGCAGUUAAGUUUUAAAAGAAAUCUACAGCACGGAGAUAAGAGGCAAAUUAAAACACUGGCCAUGUUGCAAACUGUAUUAGCUUCUCAUAGAUGCUGUAUGUGUCACAUGUACAUGAAGAUCACAGCUUUUGUAUUUUUUAAAUAAGAUGGACACACUCACUUUAUGAUCAAUAGAGUCACAACAAACCAUUGCGCAAUGAUUAGAAAUGCUUAAAUAAUUUUGCUCUCUCAACAGUAGAAUCAAUGUAAAUCUUAUGAGGUAGCACUGCAUGAAGCCUUGCAACAUUUUUGACUGUCUUGUCACUUGUUAGGUCUUUAUUAUAUGCUAUCACGUUCACAUGAAUGUAAGUCCAGGGGUUAAAUUGGGAUAUGUUCUGCCGUAAUAAGAAGAGACGGGCUUGCUCAGCUCACCAUAAAAAAAAAAAGAUUAUUGUCUCUUUAUGAACCAAAUAAAAUCUGAUGAUUCUGUAAUUUCACUGUGUGUUGGUCGGCUGCUGGUUUCUGUCCUGCUUGCUCCCAGUUUAACCCCUGACGUUUUGUCUGUAGACCUGGCCCCAGUAGCACUUGAAUAGAUUUACAGAAAAAGAAGAAAUAUUUGGGACAUUUGAAUAGACUUUUUACACAAAAAAUACUAAUCCCUGGUGACCUUAAAUCCUUUCAGCCUAAGAAGACUAUAUAAAGAAUUUAGUUGUUCCCAGGUAUCCAAGCUUUUUAGUAAUUAUUGUGUUAGCAAUAGUCCAUAUUCUGUAAGGAUAAAUAGUCUAACAAUUUUAAACUGUGCAGGUUGCUAGCAAGAUAAAUCGUGCAUAAACACUAUAGCAAUUCAAAGCCUGGAAAGACAUGUGAAAUACAUUUCACUAGUUUUUCAGUCCUAGUCUCCUCAUUUGUCUGGCAGACAGUAGAGGUCAUGGAUGGUCUGGGUCAGUGCCACCACUUCUUCCACUCCCCUCAGGCUCAUCCAUGUCUCUGAUUUAUCUACACACCAUCACCAUUAUCUCAUUAUCACACUGUCUCAUCCUCAUCAUCAAACAUCCAUGGCUCCACCUUCUCUGUUCGGAGACACGCAGUUCAAAAAAACCUCUGAAGUUGGUGCUAAAUCCUGAGUCUCGUGUAAUACUCUCCAUCCACCAACUACUGUUCAGCUCAUUCCCUCUGUUUUACUCAAAUGGCUGGUGAGGGGGAUUGUGGGAAUCUACAGCCUCCUGCAUACAUUUGUUAAGUAAGAGUCUUUUGCAACCUUCAGUGCCAGAUGCAUUUUCUCAAGUCCUGCCUACAUUUACCACCAGAGAAAUGAUCCCUUCUAACAUUCCAAAGGGAGGCAAACAGGCGUGGACAGAUGAAACAUAGUCUAUGCUCUCCAUGUGUACAGUUCCACUGUAAUUGUACAACUUGCAAUUUUCUUUAUUUCUUAUAUUGACUCUCAUGUUUUUUUUUUCUUUCCUAUGGCCUCUUUGCAAGGCAGUAUAUUGUAUUUGAUGUGUGUAUUUUUUUAAAAAACCUGUGUAUUGUUGGUGCCUUUGUCAGGUUCAGUUGGUUGGACUUGUCUGUCUGCCGCCAUUUUUAGACCGGGCUUUUUCUUGCUCUGCUCCUGGUCAUGAUGGCCCACUGGAAACACUGCCUUCUUCUCUGGAGGGUCACUACACGUGUAUAGGAAAAUAUAACACUAAUUUUUCACUCAAUUACUAUAAAUAAGCGCAGCUCAGAUGGUAGGUGUAAAAUGCAGACUACUGUUGGUGUCUUCAAAAAAUGUUUGUAUCCUGUGCCCUAUUUUAACUUUUUAAAAUUGUUUAAUUUCACUAAACUGACAGAAUAUUUUAUUCCACACCUACAAGAAACUUAUCAAAAGCUAACCUACAUGAAAUGUUUUUUCAACAAUUUGGGGGAUACAAACGUUUUGCAUGAGACUGCCUUACAGUCUAAAUAUAUAUAUACAGUAUAUACAGUAUAUACAUAUGUAUAUGUGUAUAUAUCUACAGAAAUAUGCAUACAUACAUAUGUAUAGUGCACUAUACAUAUGUAUAGUGCAAGUAUUCAGACCCCUUUACUUUUUACACAUUUUGUUAAGCUCCAGCCUUACUCUAAAAUCAUUUAAAUUCAUUUAUUCCUUCAUAAGUGUACAAUGACUACCCCUUAAUGACAAAGCAAAAACAGAAUUUCAGAAAUAUUUGCAAAUUUAUUAAAAAUGAAAACUGAAAUAUCACAUUGACAGAAGUAUUCACACCCUUUGUAAUUAAACUUGAAAUUUAGCUCAGGCGCCUCCCUUUCUCUUGAUCAUCUUUGAGAUGUUUCUAUACCUUGAUUGGAGUCCACCUAUUGUAAAUUCAACUGACUGGACAUGAUUUGGAAAAGCACACACCCAGACCUAUACAACGCAUAUCACAGCCAUGUGGUUGUAGGAACUGCUGGCAGAGCUCUGAGAUAGGAUUGUGUACAUGUGUCUUCCCUGGAUAUGUGAUUGUGAUUCUGGGUCUGAUGAAACCGGUAUUGAACUGUUUGGAAUCAAUUCUCAGCAUCAAUCUGAAGGAAACAAGGCGCCAAUACCAUCCCAACAGUGAGGCAUGGUGGUGGCAGCAUCAUGCUGUUGGGGUGUUUUUCAGCAGCAGGGACAGGGGGACUGGUCAGGGUUGAGGGACAGCUGAAUAGAGCAAAGUAUAGAGAUAUCCUUGAUGAAAACCUAGUCCACUCAGUCAAGACAAUGCAUAAUUGACCUAGGGACAACUCUCUGAAGGUCCUUGCGUGGCCCAGCCAGUCUUGACUUGAACCCAAUCAAACACCUCAAGAGAGACCUGAAAGUGGUUGUCCACCGACAAUCCCC
This is a messenger RNA of Toxotes jaculatrix (banded archerfish), 4780 nucleotides long. RefSeq names its product paralemmin 1b (gene palm1b). The transcript is spliced from 6 exons. Lineage: Eukaryota; Metazoa; Chordata; Actinopteri; Toxotidae. Gene Ontology annotation, cellular component: membrane. Gene Ontology annotation, biological process: regulation of cell shape. The record is from RefSeq and is a predicted model, not a curated record. Bases 403 to 1092 code for a protein of 229 amino acids.